AUGAACGACCGACCGACCGAUCGACCGACCGACCGAACUGAAUCGAUAGGAGACAGUGAGGUAGUGGUUGGAGGACGUCGUCAUGGUCGUCACCGCGUCUGGCUGCCACAACCACCACCACCGUGGUCGCUAAUCUUGGAGCAUCUCACUGCCGCUGACUGGCGAGGCAGCGGUGGCGAGGCGCGAACUGACGCUCGCCUUGUGCCCGCCGGUCGAUGCCCAGUUGUCACCUUGCUAAAUUCUAUCCCGUUUCCUCCGCCGUUGUCAUUCUUCGCUCACGAACCGAUAAAACCAUAG
Messenger RNA from Soboliphyme baturini, 297 nucleotides. The record is from the annotation of a GenBank genome assembly. Lineage: Eukaryota; Metazoa; Nematoda; Enoplea; Dioctophymatida; Soboliphymatidae.